AUGAGUUAAUUAUUUUUGANUCUAGGCUUCAUUCAUAAAUCAAAAUAGAAUAAUCAGUAAAACGCUAUAACAAUACCUUAUUUCUAACAUGAGAAUGUUUAUUCUUUUAAAUUUAAACACCUGUAGAUAGGCUUAAAUGCAAAUAUCAAUAUUGAAAAUGUGACCAUUUAGGUUGAUUCUCUAAAUCCAUUUACAGAAUUACCCUAAGGUAUCUUCAAGUAUUAAAAUCAUUAAUAAUAGUGAAUUAGCAAAUUAUUACAAGUAGUUUGGAUUCAGCAUUGUGAAUCAUGGAUAUUUAAGUCUACAUGAGAAAAAAUUUAUACUAUAAGAAAUAUCAGCAAUUAGAUUAUAUAUAAAUGAAACCUUUUAUUUAGAGUAUUAACCAUAUUAAUUUUUGUACUAUUCAGGAGAUUACAUAUAACUCCCUUUUAAGCAAUCGAAGUAUGAAAUUUAACUUAUUUAUAGGAAGAAAUCUCUCAUAUUAGGUGUAACCUUUUUACAUAAUUUAUACUUAACAAUAAAUUAAAAUGAACAGAGUUUUUCAUUUUCAUAGAUUGAUUGUUAAAGCUAUUUAGUACAAAAUAACAGUAUCUUCACUUUAAAUUCCGUAAUGAUAACAUUUGGUGCUCUGUUAUUAAUUGCAAUUUUAUUUAAAUUAUGCAAAAAGUCUAAACCAUAUAAUAUUAUCAAUCAAAACUAAGAAGUUGAAUUGUAAAAUUCUACAGUUGAUAGAGAAAAAGAAGAAGAAUAACAAAUAUGA
This is a messenger RNA of Paramecium octaurelia, 760 nucleotides long. NCBI's taxonomy places the organism in Eukaryota, Ciliophora, Oligohymenophorea, Peniculida, Parameciidae. The record is from the annotation of a GenBank genome assembly.